Messenger RNA from Solanum stenotomum, 1428 nucleotides. Its product is annotated as two-pore potassium channel 3-like. The coding region runs from base 114 to 1388 and encodes 424 amino acids. Gene Ontology annotation, cellular component: plant-type vacuole membrane. Gene Ontology annotation, molecular function: potassium ion leak channel activity. The record is from RefSeq and is a predicted model, not a curated record. The transcript has 2 exons. NCBI's taxonomy places the organism in Eukaryota, Viridiplantae, Streptophyta, Magnoliopsida, Solanales, Solanaceae. Gene Ontology annotation, biological process: potassium ion transmembrane transport; stabilization of membrane potential.
UCCAUUCCGUAAGCCCAGAAAAUUUGUGUCACGUGAAAACCAUAAUUUCAAGAACUGUCUCCCAGUUUCUGGUAUUCCGACCGGCCAAUUAGCUGUUUUCCGGCGAGACCCAAAUGGAGAAAGAGCCACUCCUUCCUUCUUAUCUCAGCCCCAAAGCAUCACCUUACACAUACCCAUCUCCUAUUUCCCUCUGCCCUUUACCGGAACACAAUGAAAUUUCAAUCCCUCCAGUUUCUGUCCCUCUUACCCCUUCUGAACUCAAAGAACGGAUUAUAUUUGGACCCGCUGAAGCUUCUGCAACUGCUAUUGAUGCUUUGACCUUGAACUUAACAUCUCCAGACCAUCCUGCUUCUUCAUCUUCAACAAAUCUUGAAACAGCUGAUAAUCAGAAUUCUUGGUUGAUUGACCCAAAUUACCCUUCUUGGACGAAGAGUAAUCUUCAUAGGUCUAAAACAGCACCAGCAAUGGCUGUUAUAAAUGAUUUUGAACAUUCACCUGUUUCUAAGCCACCCCAAUUUGGGAAAAUUUCAAUUGUUGGACAAGGGGUUGCGCUUUUGAUACUUUACUUGGCACUUGGGGUGGCGAUAUAUUCCUUUUUUAAGGAUCAUUUUAAAGCUACUGAGACUCACCCCAUUGUUGAUGCUUUGUAUUUUUGUAUUGUUACUAUGUGUACUAUUGGUUAUGGUGAUAUAACUCCUGAUAGUACGCCUACUAAGUUGUUCUCUAUCUUGUUUGUGCUUGUGGGGUUUGGUUUUAUCGAUAUUUUGCUUAGUGGGAUGGUUAGUUAUGUGCUUGAUUUGCAAGAGAACUACUUGUUAAGGAGUAUUAAAAGUGGGAAAUCACAUGAUGCUAGGUCUUAUAUAAUUGAUGUGAAGAAGGGGAGGAUGAGGAUAAGAAUGAAGGUGGCACUGGCAUUGGGUGUUGUGGUUCUUUGUAUUGGGGUUGGGGUUGCUGUUAUGCAUUUUGUUGAGAAGCUUGGGUGGAUAGAUGCAUUUUAUUUGUCAGUUAUGUCCGUUACCACUGUCGGGUAUGGUGAUAGGGCAUUCCAAUCAAUGACCGGUCGUAUCUUUGCAUCCGUUUGGUUGCUUGUGUCUACACUUGCAGUUGCUCGAGCCUUUCUCUACUUAGCUGAGGCCAGAAUAGAUAAACGUCAUCGGAAAAUGGCAAAAUGGGUGCUUGAUCAGGAUAUGACUGUUGCACAAUUUCUUGCUGCUGAUAUCGAUAAUAAUGGAUUCGUGAGUAAAUCAGAAUAUGUGAUAUACAAACUGAAAGAAAUGGGGAAGAUCACAGAGAAAGAUGUAAUGCUGAUUUGCAAACAGUUUGAACGGCUGGACAGUGGCAACUGUGGAAGGAUUACUCUCGGCGAUCUAAUGGAACACCACCAUUAAACGUCGAAUUUGAUGCCUUCCUAUUGGACAUUAGGGAGAG